ACAAGAAUACACAAAAAAUGUCAAAAACGAAAGGACACACAGCCAGAAUCUAAAAGAUUUCCCGCGUCGGCGUGGGUAGGGCGGGAAAUGCUAACCGGACAUGAGAGCUUGCUUCGGUUGAUCGGAAAACGCCGCCGAUCACUCCCCAACCGCCAGAAUCUUCUCUCCGUUCCUACUCCGAACUCGUUGAAUCUCGAUGUCAACGACUCCGGCAAUGACUCGAGCACAUUCUCUGGUGUGUUAUCAACUAAGAAAGCUUCUGUCUUUUGCUCAUCUUCUUCGUUGCUUAGCGAUUCUGAAAUCACUUUGUCCACAGAUGAUUUGAGUCUAUCAAGAAGGAAGAAGAAGAAACGGAGAUUAACUCAGACCACUCUUCUUCAGUGGUCAGGUUCGAAACAAUCUGAAGAUACUCUUUUCAUCCAUACCCAGCACCACCACCAGCAGCAAUCAAUACUCGACUGCAAUCUUGAUUAUGAUGAUGGCUCAUGUAGUGAGGAGGUUUCGAAAACUGUGGCUGCUUUAGAUGAAGCCAAUGGUGGUGAUGAAGCUAUUCAUACCUUUAUAGUUGGUAGGAAGUUUAGUGAUGUUCAGGUUUUAGAAACUGGGGCAAAGAUCUCUCUUUUGAGACACCCUCAGAACAUCAAGGAUCCCAACGCUAUUAAGGUUCUUUAUGCAGAGUCCGAGUUGUCUGAGAUGCUUGGGUAUCUACCCAAAGAUGUUUCCCAGUGCUUGUCCCCGCUUAUCGACGAGUAUGACCUUAAGUUUGAGGGAACAAUAACUUCUGUUCCUAAGAAUUCUUCUGAAGCUGUUCCUAUUAAAGUUGUUUGUCACAAGAUGACAUCUGAUGGUUGGAAAGAAAGUGAAUCUGCUGGUGAAGAUUUUAAGCUUCUGUGGGAGAAAUUUCUUCAGGUUGUUGAGCAUCAGAUGCAGUUUCCUCCUAAAACGACGAGAUACCAAUUGAACUUCAACGUGUUGGUACAAGAGGUUCUCAGAAGCUGCUCUCACCUAUUUACAGACGAUGAAAAGGCAUUCUUGGAAUCCUUCCCAUCUCUUUCAGAAGAUAGCCAGAGACUUUUCAUCCGUCUUUACACACGAAAAGUACCUUGGUUCAGGCUAUCAAAUAUUUCAUACCCUGAGGUAUCUGAUUCUCUUCAAGCUCUGAAAGAUCUAACAGUUAGGGGAUUCAUGACUUCAGUGGAAGACGCAAAUGAUCUAAGUUACCAAAUGAUGAAGGAGAUCACAGAGUUGCUUAACGUCACUGAACUGCGUGAUAUCUUAUCUGUAAACAAGGUGAACAGCCGCAGUUCAAGAAAGAGAGACCUUAUAAAUUCACUUUGUUCUUAUUACAAUGAUGGAACGAGGAUGAAUAUAGGAACAAUGAUUCUGGAAAGAACAGGACUAUGUGCUAAGAUAUCCAGUACAGCAGAAACUCUCAUAUGGCGUGUUGAGAGACUUUUCUUUCUCAACGGGGAGCAAGAUCUAUCCUCUUUUGUUCUGCUGGAUCUUGGUAUUAUCAAAUAUCCAACUUACAAGUGCAUUGACUCAGAGCAGAUAUUUUCAGACCGGACUAAGCUAUUAGCAUAUGAAGAGGCCAUUGAAGUGGCUCAGUUGAUGGAUGAGUCUCUUGACAGUGAGGAUUCUGGGACAGUGUUGAACUGCAUCAGGAUUGCUGAGACCCGCAUAACUAGUUCAUCUUCAGAACCUGCUCUCCUAGCAGCUUUUAAUUGCUUUACAGCUCCAUGGGUUUACUCAAAGAUGGUUCUUUUAGGAGUCUCCUUUCUUGAGAACCAAAAGAGGUAUAACCAAGCAGUUCAUCUACUGAGACGGCUGCUUAGUUGCUUCAGCUGUGACGGGAGACGAGGAUACUGGACAGUCAGGUUAUCAACAGAUUUGGAGCACAUGGGACGUCCAAACGAGAGUCUUUCAGUAGCAGAACAAGGACUAUUGGAUCCUUGGGUGCGUGCUGGUUCAAGAAUAGGUUUGCAAAGACGCAUUCUUCGUCUAGCAAAACCUCCAAGACGCUGGAAACCCCCCACCUUCCCAAAUCUCAACGACAACAAGAUCCCUGAGGUCACCAUUCAAGGGAGAUCACUGAACUGUGAAGUUGGCAUGAAAAACAGGUUUUAUGGAGAAGACGGAGAGCAGUGCGGAGUUGAGAAGCUCGCAUUGCAGUAUUACAAUGGAGAAGGAGGAGGAUGGCAGGGGAUGCAUACAGAGAAUAGCAUCUGGUUAACCAUUUUUGGGCUUCUCAUGUGGGACAUUCUGUUUUCUGACGUCCCUGGUGUCUUCCAAACCCGGUUCCAGACUGCUCCACUGGACUUAGAUACUGAAUCCUUCUAUCUAACCAGGAAGGAAGCAAUAGAGUCACAGCUCGAGAAAGUUGCAAACGGAAUGGCUGAAGAGAUACUCAUCAUCUCAUAUGAAACACACCGUGGAACAGCGUGCAGAGGAGUGGCGUGGGAGCGGUUUUCGUUAGAGGAACUGAGAGCAGCGGUGGCUUGUGUUGGAGGCAAGUGUGUAGCAUCGCUUUGCCGAUAUCUAGCUCAAGACUACAGGAGCUGGUGCAGUGGAAUGCCUGAUCUGCUUCUGUGGCGGUUCAAGGAGAAUGGUUAUGAAGGUGAAGCUAAGCUUGUGGAAGUAAAAUCAGAGAAAGAUAGGUUAUCAGAACAGCAACGUGCUUGGCUUCUGCUUCUAAUGGAUUCAGGCUUCCAUGUUGAGAUUUGCAAAGUAAGACCUGCUUGUGCUUAAUUAAAGCUUAUACAUGGUUGAUUUAUCAUAAUUAACACAAUAAAACAUGAUUUGUUGUAUCGUGAUUAAUCAAGCAGCAUCUUUUUUUUUUCUUGUACCAUAUAAUGAAAGAAUCUUUAUAAUU
Raphanus sativus (radish) is the source of this 2872-nucleotide messenger RNA. RefSeq names its product fanconi-associated nuclease 1 homolog. Gene Ontology annotation, biological process: interstrand cross-link repair. The coding region runs from base 88 to 2748 and encodes 886 amino acids. Gene Ontology annotation, molecular function: flap-structured DNA binding; 5'-flap endonuclease activity; zinc ion binding. The record is from RefSeq and is a predicted model, not a curated record. Gene Ontology annotation, cellular component: nucleus. Lineage: Eukaryota; Viridiplantae; Streptophyta; Magnoliopsida; Brassicales; Brassicaceae. The transcript has 13 exons.